AGAAAGAAAAAGAUAGCACAUGAAAACAACAAAAGAAAAGAAAGCAAAAGCGUAGGAGAACGUACAUGUGAUUUCCUAGUAUGAUACGUUUGCUGUUUUGAACAAACAAAACCCAUUUUUCUUUCGUAGAUUGAAGAACUGCCAUUUAUUUUCUUUUCUCAUUUGGAACCUGGGAAAAUACCACAUACCCAAUUGCUUAAAGUCUUCGAUUUUCUGUGGAUAACCAGGGAAAUAGCUACAAUUUGAUUUAAGGUGUAUAUUCUUCUCCGUAAGUUGAAGUGGUGGUCUUGGAUUCACUUUGACUAUUUCAAAAUUGAAAGGAUUAUCAGCUUGAUACAGGCCAGUGAAUUCGUCAAUCAUUAAGCUGAUGGCCACUUCUGAAGCAGUUCUUCAAGUUUUUUGCGGGGCUGUACCACGCCUUUGUAGUACUGAUUCAUGUUUUAGCAAAUGUGAUCCUAUAUUUUCUUCUAAAUACCAACUAAAAUGUCGGAAGAGAAGAGUCUCAAGAUACAUGCAAUUGCUCAGUUGUUCAGGUAUGCAACGAAGUCGUAUAGGAAAUUAUCGAUUUCGGGGGAUAGGGAGUGGUUUGUUUGGAAAUAUGACCGUAGGUGAUUCUUGGAUUCAGAGUUGCAAGUGCCAACAAGCUGAAAGUAUAAGUGGGGCAACUACAGAAGAUGAGAAUGGGACAUGGUUUGUGGAUAGUGCAAAGAAAUUGAACACAAUCAACAACAUGGUGAAUGCGCCGAAUGCUUUGGAAUUUCAAGAUGUUCAGCAGUUGAAACAGGAAAAGGAGGGCUUGUCACCUAAUGGAACAAAUGGAACGGUUAGGGAUGCCUUUCACAAGAUUAGUGUUGAUUCGCUCGAGGAUGAAGCAUGGGAUCGACUACGUGAAUCUAUGGUUUAUUAUUGCGGAAGUCCUGUUGGAACCAUUGCUGCAAACGAUCCUACCAGUUCCAAUGUGUUAAAUUAUGAUCAAGUCUUUAUUCGUGAUUUCAUACCUUCUGGCAUAGCUUUCCUCUUGAAGGGGGAGUAUGAUAUUGUUCGGAACUUUAUACUUCAUACUCUUCAGUUGCAGAGCUGGGAGAAAACAAUGGAUUGUCAUAGUCCUGGUCAGGGUUUGAUGCCUGCUAGUUUUAAAGUGCGUACUGUUCCUUUGGAUGGUGAUGAAUCUGCAACAGAAGAGGUGCUGGAUCCAGACUUUGGAGAGGCAGCAAUUGGCCGUGUUGCCCCAGUAGAUUCUGGGUUAUGGUGGAUAAUCUUGUUACGUGCAUAUGGAAAAUGCUCUGGUGAUCUCUCAGUUCAGGAGAGAGUUGAUGUGCAGACAGGGAUUAAGAUGAUUCUAAGGUUAUGUCUAGCUGAUGGUUUUGAUAUGUUCCCUACAUUAUUGGUAACAGAUGGUUCUUGUAUGAUAGAUCGACGUAUGGGAAUUCAUGGUCACCCACUGGAAAUCCAGUCCCUUUUCUAUUCAGCAUUACUUUGUGCACGAGAGAUGCUUGCUCCAGAGGAUGGAUCAAUCGAUCUUAUUCGAGCACUCAACAACCGUCUGGUAGCUCUGUCAUUUCAUAUCAGAGAGUAUUAUUGGGUUGAUUUGAAAAAACUGAAUGAAAUCUACCGAUACAAGACUGAAGAGUAUUCAUAUGAUGCAGUUAAUAAGUUCAACAUUUACCCAGAUCAAAUUUCUUCGUGGCUCGUGGAAUGGAUGCCCAAUAAAGGAGGCUAUCUAAUUGGAAAUUUGCAACCAGCUCAUAUGGAUUUCCGAUUUUUUUCUUUGGGAAACUUGUGGUCUGUAGUAAGCAGUAUUGCGACAACAGAUCAGUCACAUGCUAUUUUGGAUCUAAUUGAAUCCAAAUGGGGAGAUUUGGUGGCGGACAUGCCAUUUAAGAUUUGUUAUCCUGCUCUUGAAGGCCAGGAGUGGCAGAUUAUCACUGGAAGUGAUCCUAAGAACACGCCCUGGUCCUACCAUAAUGCAGGUUCCUGGCCGACUCUGCUAUGGCAGCUCACUGUCGCUUCCAUAAAGAUGAAUAGACCCGAAAUUGCAGCAAAAGCUGUUGAGGUUGCUGAAAAACGGAUAUCGCGAGACAAGUGGCCAGAAUACUACGACACCAAAAGAGGUAGGUUCAUUGGAAAACAGGCACGCCUGUUCCAGACCUGGUCAAUUGCAGGAUACCUUGUGGCAAAGCUCCUGCUUGCUGAUCCUAGUAAAGCCAAGAUUUUGACAACUGAAGAGGAUUCUGAACUGGUCAACGCCUUCUCCUGCAUGAUUAGUGCUAACCCAAGAAGAAAGCGUGGUCAAAAGAAUUUGAAGCAGACCUACAUUGUAUGAGUCUGGUUCCGUUAUGAUUGUGCUCCAGACUGCUAGUUUCGAUUGUCUACAUACGGGCAAGUAUUAUUCUGAUUUUAAUAAAUUAUGUUGGUGAUUAUUUGGGAAUGGCUAAGUGUCAGAUAGCACUUUGCUUGUUCCGUUUGGAUAAGCUGAUAUAUUUCAUAAGCUUAUUCAUGCAACACUAAAUUCUGUUGUAAAGAUUAUGUACUUUGACUUUAAAUUUACAGUUACCCAUUUGAAGCAUCCUGUUAUUGUAUGAAGUUAUGAACUCUAGAGACAGUUAUUUGUAAAUAUAUAUAUCUCAGAGUUACAAAAUCGAA
Molecule: messenger RNA, 2643 nt
Organism: Prunus avium (sweet cherry)
Lineage: Eukaryota; Viridiplantae; Streptophyta; Magnoliopsida; Rosales; Rosaceae
Product: neutral/alkaline invertase 3, chloroplastic
Biological process (GO): sucrose catabolic process
Cellular component (GO): chloroplast
Molecular function (GO): sucrose alpha-glucosidase activity; endo-alpha-N-acetylgalactosaminidase activity
Source: RefSeq, a predicted model, not a curated record